UUUCUUGGGAGAAGCUCUCCUCCGUUCAUGCAACUCUUUACGUCUCAAAACUGUCAUGGCUCUUUCCUGACAGCAGUUUCUUGAUAUUUGCAAUUUAAGAGAUGUAAAGAAGAAGCCUGAAAGCAAAUUCUAACGUAGAUCUUAGAAUGACUAUGUGUCUUUUUCAAGAAGAUCAUGAGGAAGUGAGUCAAUCAUCAGAUUUAAAAAUCUUAGGAAAGGAAUGUCUUUAGAAUCACAGAAAAAGAACUAGGUUACCAUGGCUUCUGGUGCAUCAUCACUUGAAAGUAAUGGCAGCAAUGCCACUGGAACUCUGCAGAGGAAUUACAAUGUAAGUAGCAGUGAUCGUAGUGACCGUAGUGACCGCAGUGACAGAAGUGAUCGAAGUCAUUCUGGUGGGUCACCUCGGGACUAUGAUGGCCUUAAACAACAAUGUGACAAAGCCAUGCAUGAACUGCAGCUAUUACGAAGGCAACACAGCGAAACAAUAAGACGAUGCGACCACACUAUGAAAGAGCUGGAUUACUACAGAGGACAACAUCGGGCAGCUAUGAGCCAGCUGGAAGCAGCAGCAACAGAAUCAUCCACAUUAAGGGGAAAAUACAGCGAAAUAGCUGCUGAAAAGCUGCGCUUGGAACGUGACAUGCAAAACCUGCAACUUGAAAUUGGAGAGCUGAGGUCGCAGGAUGUUAUUGGCAGUGAAAGUGGUACUGCAGAUACGCUAAAUCAACAUUACUUGACUGCAUGUGAGAAAUAUGAAAUGGUUAAAGAUGAGUACGAAUCACUCCGAAAACGAUAUGAUGAUCUCAUAGCUUCUCAUUCAGCUGCUGUUAAUAAGCUGGAACUAGCUCAGGAAGAAGUAGGAAGACUGAAAAAGCAGUGUGAGGAAUUAGUUCAAGAGAGAAAUUUAGCUGUAAGGGAGAGAACUGUACUGCAACAGCAGUGUACAGCAGCAAUUCGGCAGUGGGACAUCGCUUUAAGAGAAAGGAAUGAGUACAGGGAAGCUUUAGCAAAGGCUCAACAACAGCAUGAAGAGGCUGUCAAGGAAAUCAAUCAAGCUAUGGCUGUGCGCAUGAAGGCCAGUAAAGAUCUUAAGCGUCUUACAGAAGAGCGUAAUGCAGCUAUGCAGGAGUACUCGCUAAUUAUGAGUGAAAGAGAUACAGUCCAUAAAGAGAUGGAAAAGUUGACUGAUGACCUGACGCAGGCUUUUAACAAAAACAGGACUCUUGAAGUGGAGAACAAGGACUGCAUUGAAGAGAAAAAAGCCCUCUCUUAUCAAGUUGAAACAUUGAAAAGGGAAAUAGCAUCUGCUCUUCAUGAUCGGGAUAAAGCCCUUAAAGAAUGUAAUGAUUUGCGAGAAAAGUAUGGAGAUUUCAUUGCACAGAAAGAAUCAAAUAGUGGAGGCUUAGCUGCCUUUGAAUCCAACACUUUCAUCCGGGAAAGGGACACUUGCCGCAGUGAUCAAGCUGAAGUUUCUACUAGUACAAGAGAUAUGUAUGGAAAGUCUCAAAGAGAGAGAAUGGAUAAUUUAGAUCAGGCAAAUCAGGAGCUUGAAAGAUUGAGGAAGCAGAUUGACAAACUUCAGGCUGAAUUACAAGAGUCAACACAAGAAGCUGAAGUUUCUAAGAGAAGGAGGGACUGGGCCUUUAGUGAAAGAGAUAAAAUUGUGCUAGAACGUGAAAGUAUCAGGACUUUAUGUGACAAACUUCGCAAAGAACGAGACAGGGCUGUUUCAGACCUUGCUGAGGCACUUAGGGAUUCAGAUGACAUUAAAAAGCAACGCAAUGAAGCUUCAAAGGAAUUAAAACAGUUAAAAGAAAAAGUUGAAGCUCAGAUGGAAAAGGAAAGUCGAUCUCAGCAAUUCAGAGCGGCGGGUCACAAUCAUAGUCAUGACUCAGCAAUUGAUUCAGAUUUGCAAGAGUGGGAAACAGAGAUUCUUGAAAUUGACAUUAGUGGCCUUGCAUCUGAUGAUGAUCUAGGAUUUGAUUUGGUAGGAGGGAGGGAUGAUCCUCAGUACUCCAAUGAUACUGGUAUAUAUGUAUCCUCCAUUGCAAAAGGCAGUGUAGCUGAUGGAAAGCUGAAGGUCAAUGAUUGCAUUAGUAGAGUAAACAAUGUAGACUGCAGCAAUGUGAGUAAGCGCAUGGUUCUUGAGACUGUUCGUGCUGGAGGUCGUGUAGCAAACAUGGUUGUUAGACGCCGUCGAUUCAUUCGCAGUAUUUACACUACUCAGUUGCAUAUGGGACUAGAUUGUGAACAUGGACUUUCUUUAGAAACUGGCAUUUAUAUCUGCAAAAUUAGUCCAGGCUCAGCUGCUGCUAAAGAAGGAAACCUAGCUGUUGGUGAUAGAGUUCUCAGUAUUAAUAACAAGCCAAUGGAUGGAUUGUCAUCUGCAAGGGAGGCCAUUGCUAUUCUAGAAGAACACUCAGAUUCAGCCACAAUCACUACUUUAAAAGGUUCAGGUAGUGGUGGCAGUAACAGUUCCCACAGCAGUUGUGAAGAAGAGAGAGUUUUUCCAGGUGCUAGCAACACAUGUAAGGAGAGUGCUCAACAAUUGAGGGAGCACCGAAUAUUUGAUAGAUCGCCUACUUGUAGUAGCAGUCCCCACGGCUCCCAUGGCCGUGAUCACAAGCAUAGUGCUUGUCAGACAGAUGGCAUUGUUCGCCCAGACUUGUUGGAUCAGAGGAAUUUUCUCCACAGCAGGUUUUCUGAACGUUCUGUAUAUAAAGUCAACAAAACCCCAGUUGACAAAGUCAGCAGCAACAGUGGCAGCAGCAGUACGGGUUGGGGUGAACUUUUAAGAGAAAAGUUUGAUCGUGUUCGGAAUCGCAGAGAGUACACUUUCCCAGAUAAGAACAAAGACAGAAAUGCAUCCCCAGUUGGACAGGAAGAGGAGGUUAUAGCUGAACUAGAUUCUGUAAUCAACAGCUAUCAUCCAACUCAGAGAAGUCAGACAUCAGGGUCUGGUCUGAGUAGUGGAACAGGGACUGUAGCUUUGAGAAGACGUAAAGAAGAGGAGAAAAAUGGAGGAACAUGGCCUAAAGCACGUGGCAUCAAUGCUAGACACAGCACUGGAACAGUACUUCAUCAUCGCAGACCGAAAGAACGUGUUCCCAUAUCAAACCUAUUGAGGGAUCGUCCUACGCCUGAUUGUGAUCACUUGAGUGAUGCUAGUAGUAAUGCAUCCAAAGAUAUGCUUGAUUAUUGCAAGAAAAAAGGAAGUCAUAAUAGUAGUGCUGGAAUGCGCCAUUAUCCACCAAGUGACAGUGAAAGCAAUGCAAGUCCAGUACCUGAUGGUACUCACAGUCGCAUCAUUCACCCACUUUAUCUAAGACCCCAUCCUCACUAUCCUUUUCCAGUGCAAGUGCCUCAUUCCCACCACCCUCACUCUCAUACUAUUGCACCUUCUCGCUUUCCUGGUCCCCGUUAUCACUCCCCAGUGCCCCACUUACCAUCAUCUCCAAGUGGUGAAUCCAUCGGUCUACCGGAUACAGGCAGGCCUUGCUUUGAACCUCCUUAUGGUCCACCUCAGCCCUAUCAUACACAUUCUCCAUCUGAUGUGCACUUUGUUAAGCAAGCUCACUCCCAUCCAACCUACCGUGUAAAUGAUGACAUGGCAAUUUCUUAUCAGCCUGGCGGAUUUGAGAGUGGGACAUUCCCCCGAAAGAAAGAGAACCCAAGAUUUCGAAUCCCUUCAAACCCUAGUGUUACCAGUAAAGUAUCCUCUUCAGCUGGCAGUAUGGAACGACCUUCUGAAAGAGACAGUCCAAUGCCCACUUUUAGAGUGGAUGUUCUCAGUCGGGCAAGUCGCGGUAGCAAGAGAAAUUCCCUUCCUGAUUAUUGGUCAGGAUCACACCAGUCAGGAUCACAGCACUCCCCUAUUCCUGCUCCUGGAGACCUUAGACGGGUGCAUAUUGAUAAGUCAGUGGAGCCUUUAGGAAUUCAAAUUAAAUGCCUUGAUGGAGGUGGUGUUUUUGUAUCAACUGUCAGUGUCAAUAGUCUGGCAAGCAAAGUUGGUUUACAGGUUGGUGACCAGCUCCUGGAGGUGUGUGGCAUAAAUAUGCGCAGUGCAACUUACCAAUUGGCUGCUAAUGUUUUACGGCAAUGUGGGAAUUCUAUUACUAUGCUUGUCCAGUACAGCCCAGAAAAGUACAAAAUGGAAAAUUCUGGUAGCUCUAGUGGUGAUGAAAGUCAUCGCUCUGAUUCACCAACUCCCCGAAACUCACCUCAUGCAACCCAUGCUAAGCUCCAAGAACUGGGCCCUAACAGCCUCUACAACAAUAGUCACCCAAAUGAGCAGAAUACUCUAACCAGGAGCCAGAUAGCUCAAGCAACAUCCACCCUUCAAAGGCAGAAGGCUGCCAAGUUUAAUGCAUCACAUUCACAACGUUCUUCCUUAGUCCAGAGUUUGGAUGACACAAGCAAGUCAUCUGCGCAUGAGCCCAGACUCUUAAUGUUAGAAACACGCAAGUGUAGCAACUUGGGUAUCAGCCUUGUUGGUGGCAAUGCUGUUGGUAUUUUUGUGCACAGUGUGCAACCAGACUCUCUUGCAGCUGAAGUUGGCCUUAGAACAGGAGACCAAAUAUUGGAGUACAAUGCAACUGACUUGCGCCAAGCCACAGCUGAAGAAGCAGCCUAUGAAUUGGCUAAACCUGCUGAUAAAGUUUCGGUUCUUGUUCAUUACAACAUUGACAAAUAUAACAAAAUAAAGGAUAAGCCUGGAGAUCGCUUUUACAUCAGAGCUUUAUUCGAUCGUCAAGGCGAUACCGGAGAACCAAUGCAAUUACGUUUCCAUAAGGAUGAUGUCUUAUUUAUUGACAACACAAUGUUUAAUGGAAAACCAGGGAACUGGAGAGCUUGGUGUGUUGAUGAAGAAGGCAAUAUAAUGCAACAAUGUGGUAUCAUUCCAAGCAAAUACAAGGUUGAAGAGCAGCUGCUCAGGAGAAGUCUUGGGGAUUUGGAGACAGAUGUGCGCCGUGGUUCUACAACAGCUCGCCGCAGUUUUUUCCGACGCAAGAAGCAUCAGCGAUCUGCUAGUCAAGACAGUAAGGAACUUGCCAGCUUCAGUAGCAUCAACUUGGGCUGGUACUCAGACUCUGGAAAUUUGAAUGAUGAAGCAGCUCUUGCCAGCUACCUACGAGUGGAAAAAUUGAAUUAUACUGUAUUCCGACCUGUCCUGAUAGUAGGUCCAUUGGCCGAUUGUGUCACUGAAAAGCUCCUUCAAGACUUCCCUCAACUUUUUGUUAGAUGUGCUCCUGAUGUAAUGCACUGCAGCUCUACGGAUGUUGAAAAGGGAAUUGCUAAUGGUGUCCUUGUAGACUAUCGGAAGAAGCAUGGUAGCAUAUUUGAAUGCACAUCGGUUGCUGCUAUUAGAGAUAUAUGUGACAAGAACACUCACUGCAUUCUUGACAUAUCUCUUGCUGCGGUUGAACGCCUCCAUCGUCACAAUUUGUAUCCAAUCAUUCUUCUUAUUAAAUUCAAAUCCUUCAAACAAAUUAAAGAAAUCAAAGAAGUGAAGGAUACCCGCUGUUCAAUGGACAAAGUGUCAGCCAAAGCAGCCAAGGAAAUGGUUGAACAUGCUGCCAAAUUGGAGGCAGACUAUCGGCAUUUAAUAUCUGCUGUUAUCCCUGCUGGAGUAAAUGUUGCCUACAUGUGCACUCAAAUCAAAGAUGCCGUUGCAGUGGAGCAAACUAAAACACUGUGGGUCCCUGUGUCAUAGGCUCUUAUAAGGUCUCAGAACAUAGUCAAUGGAUAUGGAACCGAUGGAUAUGAAUCUUAAUAUAUUUUUCCAUCUUCAAUCUUCUCCAGCAUUACCUGAAAUAUUUUGUAGGUAUAUUUUACUUUUUUGUGCCUGCACAGAAAUGAGAAAACAGAAGCAAAUGGUGUGCAUUAAGUUGUGUGAUUUUAGUGUGAUGAUUUCUUGCUCCAGCAUUGUACAGUAGUUGAACUAACAUUUGAUUUUUUUGAAAUGUUUUAGAGUUGUGAUGCAGAAGUUUGCUUCAGUUUGUUAAUGUCUCAUGUUCAUGUCUGUCAGUAACAAUUUAAAAUUUUUAGGAGAUGACAUACAUACCAUUUGUAGUGGGCCAAUGAUAUAAUUUCAUCAGUUGUUUCUCAAUGUUCAUCUUACCCGACAUUAUUCCCUGGAUUUUGAACUCUCCCAUAGGACAGUUAUUAUGAAAUCAGGGAUCUGCUCCUCAAUCUUCACUUUUAAUGGUACAUGCUUGUGGGCACUGGAUGUAUUCUAAAGUAUAAAUUUUUGGUUGGUGGUAUGUAAAUGAAUGCAGCAUGUACACAUAAGUGCAAGUAUGUUUCAUGAUCCAAAUUUUUGCUCUGUCUCCUUUUGCUUUACAUAUUCUCUAUUCUUGUCUUUUGCUUUGUCUACUUGUACUGUAUAUGUGAGAGUCAUAUAAUGAGAAAUUGUGUGAAUCUGUGAGGGUGAGUUCUGUUCUUCCAGAUAAAUGCCUAGUCUAUUCAGAGAGUUGAUUUUAAACUGCGCCAAAUAAGUCGCACGGUCUUAAAGAUUUUGUAUUGACUUUUAAAAUUUUAUUCUUAUAUUUUCUCCUUCCUGAGUGCAUCGUACUUUUGUGAUCAUCAAGACAAUACUUUUGUAGUUCUCUUUGUAACUGAAUCAAUCAUCUGGUGGUUUAUUGACCAUAAUUCAUUAGCUUUUGCACUCAUUGACACCUUGUUUUGUAUGUAUUUUGUUCAUCAUCUUUUUCUUAAACCAUAAUGUAAUGAAUGUGUAAAUAGACUUACACCGUUGGCACUGAUUUGUAUGAUGUCCGCAUUUUCAGGAAAAAGUUAUGGUUAUAUUUCAGAACUGUUGUUACUGUACAGUAUGAGACUGUUUUUACUGCAUUUUAAUCUGUUUGUAGUGUACUGGUUAAAACACCCAUAAUGUUAAUUUUCAAUGUAUUAUUCUGUUCUGGACUGAAACUUUUCACUGUUUAGCAACUUUUUAAACCUUAUUUUAAGCUUCUCUAUGCAUCACCCUGGAAUAUUUUAACAGUUUGUUUUGGGUCUUCCAUUGUUAUCUUGCUUUCUGGGCGUGCAGUAUUCAGUAUUAAGAGAUUUUACUUAAAGAAAUGAUUGGCUCUAUAAUUUCCUUGAUGGUGCCAGCUGUGAACCAGAUUGAUAAAUUUGCUAGUUAUUUUUAGCGCCUGUCACUACACCCUAGAAACUUUAUUGACUUCAAUUCUGUUGAGUCGCCUGUUAAUAUUUCAAUUUUAUGAUAUUGUGUGUAUAUUCUUUAUGAAUUUGUCUCUUUUGUGUUAAAAAUGUUUAUCUAGUGGUGCAGGGUGAUCCUGUGUGAGUUAAAGGUUGGCACAUAGUGGAAUAUGUUCCCACUUUCACUUUUCAAAUGUAUUUGUUGCACACCUGGUUACAGGUGUUUUAUGCACUUUCUUGCUGGGACUACGUGCUUGCUCAAACUGUGUUUUAUUCUUAAUUAAUUUAUCUUUGUACCUAGUAUUUUUAUGGUAACUUUUACUUUUGCCCUCUGAAAUUAUCAGCUUUUCUUAACCUGUAGGAUGAGUGGUAAACCUUCUCCUAGAUUGACGAUUGUUUGAUUUCCAAACAGUUUCUAUUUGUUUUACUUAUUUUAUAUUUUGGCAGGCACUUUAAACAAACAAACAUAAGAAGUCCUCUUAUGUCUUGGCUAGUCUAUUUUACAAUUUUAUAGCAAAUGAAUGCUUUUUAUUCAAACUCACUUUUUGGUAUCUUUUUUUAUGAAUUGAAAGGAGAACCUCCUUUCACGCAAAGUAAACGGAAGGCUGAGAGGAAUUCAAACAUGUCUGAAAAUAAUUAAGGCUGAAUUAAGCUGACAAACUUUAUUAGUAGGUUGUGAAAAUAAUUUAUUAUUAUUACUGUCUUUUACAGUUAACCAGUGUAAAUUUGAAGAAAAAAUGUGUAUUUUUUGAUAUUGGAAUGUUUUAUUGUGGCUGUAGACCAGCUGAUAUCUACCUAAAUGUUUCUUAUCCGUCCUUCAAAAUUUUUUAUCUUUGAGUCUUUUGGAGUUUUAUAUUUUAAUCAAAUUUGUUUGAUAUACACAUACUGCUUAGUAUUUAUUCUUUUGUAUUGUAUUCUCUUCAAAAGCAUGUGUACCACCUAUGGACAAGGGAUGCACGUUUUGUUGAUUUUGCUGCAACAUAUAUGUUACCAAUCCAUAGUCUGUCUAUGGGUUUAAUGGUUAUAUUUACUGUCUUGUACGUACAUAUUUUUCACAAUUUCAAAUCACCAUGUUUCUAGUUUGGUGGCCAGUGUUUUGUUUGCCUACAUGCACACUCUGAUGAUCCUGAGGACUGCGAGAUGCAUGCACUGACAUAUCAUAUGAGAUUAUUUUCAUAUGUGGUUUUAUUGAAUUAAAUGCUAUUGUUGCAUAUUAUAA
Messenger RNA from Frankliniella occidentalis (western flower thrips), 8380 nucleotides. It is a transcript of the gene Dlg5, whose product is annotated as disks large homolog 5. Gene Ontology annotation, molecular function: protein binding. Bases 257 to 5713 code for a protein of 1818 amino acids. The record is from RefSeq and is a predicted model, not a curated record. Lineage: Eukaryota; Metazoa; Arthropoda; Insecta; Thysanoptera; Thripidae. The transcript is spliced from 29 exons.